AUGACAAAAGGUACAUUCUGCUCCCUACUAUCAAAGCGAUCUCUCGCGGCAAGCUUUUGCCAUUAUGUCAAAAAGUAUUCACACUGUUUGAUCCCCAAUCAUCUCGAUGAUUUGGUGGAGGAUGAACGUAUUCAACAACUUCUGAUACGGACUUGCUACUGCUGCUGCUUGUUACCCUCUAUGGCGAUACCUGAGGCUGACACGUCAGCAAGGAACAGAUGUCAAUUGUCGAUCAGUGGCUCCGUGCCCUGUUCAGAGAUGAUUUGA
Molecule: messenger RNA, 267 nt
Organism: Purpureocillium takamizusanense
Lineage: Eukaryota; Fungi; Ascomycota; Sordariomycetes; Hypocreales; Ophiocordycipitaceae
Exons: 5
Coding region: 1-267 (88 amino acids)
Source: RefSeq, a predicted model, not a curated record